AUGAAUGGCUUCGAUCUAUUUCAAAAACAUUUUUCAAAUUCAUAUCCAGAAGAAAGAGAUUGUACAUUGGACAGCAAUGGGGCCGCUGCAACUGUUUGUAAAUUUAAUAGGCUUGGAACUUUAAUUGCUGUUGGAAGUACUGAUGGAAGAAUUUUUAUUUAUGAAUUUGUAACAAAAGGUGUUGUUAAGGCAUGGAAUGGACAUGUAAAACCAAUAAUUUCAUUAUCUUGGUCGCGUAAUGGCAAGCGUUUACUUUCUUCUAGUGUUGAUGGUUCUGUGUCUGUUUGGGAUGUUUUGAAUACUACACAGCCUCUUCAUCGACUUAGUUUUGGAGUUGGAUCAACAACUCAAUAUGCAUUAUUUAAUCCAAGAAACGAAAAUCAGAUCCUCGUUUAUCUUAUUCUUCUAAAUUCGAGUGGUCAGAUAAUUGUCUAUGAUUCAACUACAUUAAAACCAAUUAUUCAUUGUCGUCAACAAGGGAAUCAACAGCAGAUUAAAAGCUUUUCAUUUUCAAGACGUAAUGAUUAUAUUAUAACAAAUUCACAAGAUCGUGUCAUUCGUUGUUAUCGACUUCAGGAUUUGUUAAAUAUUAAGCAAGGAAGUACACUUCAACCAAUACAGCGUUUUCAGGAUAUUGUUAAUAAGACUCUUUGGAAAUGUAUUUGUACUUCUGGAGAUGGGGACUAUAUUUGUGGUGGAAGCAGUAAAAGCCAUUCAUUAAAUAUUUGGGAGCGAAGCACCGGGGCUUUAGUUAAAAUAUUGCACGGACAUAAAGGUGAAUUACUUUCCGAUGUUCAAUGGCAUCCAAAUAAACCUGUAAUUAUUUCUGUUUCUGCUGGAACAGGUUCUGUAACUGUUUGGACACAAGCACAUGUUGAAAAUUGGAGUGCUUUUGCGCCUGAUUUUACAGAAUUGGAAGAAAAUUUAAAAUAUGUUGAAAAAGAAGGGGAAUUUGACACUUUUGAUGAAGAUGCUAGUGAUAAUGGAAUGGAAAAUGAGAAAAAGGAAGAGGAAGAAAUGGAAAUAUUGGAUGUAACAACAAUAGAAGCACCAGAUUACCUUCAGUCAUCAGAUGAAGAGGAAUUGGAGGAUUUUUCUACAGAUUUGGAGAACGGAAAAUCACUUUGGUUUGUGCCUGUAGUGCCAGAAAUUGAUCUCGUGGAAGAAGAAACAAUUAUUAAAUCAGAAUCUCGUCCAAAUUCUGCAACAAAAACAAGAAAUCCAGGAAAGUCGCAGGCAAAAUCUAAACGUUCAAAAUAG
Molecule: messenger RNA, 1260 nt
Organism: Meloidogyne enterolobii
Lineage: Eukaryota; Metazoa; Nematoda; Chromadorea; Rhabditida; Meloidogynidae
Source: the annotation of a GenBank genome assembly